Messenger RNA from Caenorhabditis briggsae, 1335 nucleotides. Gene Ontology annotation, biological process: regulation of DNA-templated transcription. The coding region runs from base 1 to 1335 and encodes 444 amino acids. The transcript is spliced from 6 exons. NCBI's taxonomy places the organism in Eukaryota, Metazoa, Nematoda, Chromadorea, Rhabditida, Rhabditidae. The record is from RefSeq and is a predicted model, not a curated record. Gene Ontology annotation, molecular function: DNA-binding transcription factor activity; zinc ion binding; sequence-specific DNA binding.
AUGGACAUCGCAGGCUCGUCGUGUUCCAGCUCUCCACCGGACUUAAUUUCCCCGAGGGAACUAAAAAACUGCGAGGUCUGUGGGAAACAAGGUCAUGGAAAUCAUUUUGGAGCAAUUACUUGUCGAGCGUGCGCCGCAUUUUUUCGACGAUUUGGCCUUACGAGCAAUUUUCAUCACAAAAAAGAUGAAAAACGAUGUGGAAAUGCAAUAAAUGGAUCUUUUGAUUGUAAAAUGUGUAGACUUCAGAAAUGCAUUGAUAUCGGAAUGACCAGCCAUAGUGAGAUUUCAAAAAUUGCUUUUUCUGUAGGAGGAGUUUUUCCAGAUUUCCAAUUUCUCAGAGACUCAUUUCACAGGAAGAAUCACUUAAUGGUCACAAAAAUACCACCGGUAAAUCUGAUCAACCAUCUAAAACAAAUUGAAAACAAGUUUAAGAGCAUGAGCACGUUCACCGGGAGGCCGAAUCUGAUAAUCUAUUGUGCACCAAGUGAAAAAUCUCAAAAAACGAUUAUCGAUGUUCAAUUUUUGUUAGAAAAAGCUUCAAAUGUUUUGAUGAAUGGCGCUGAAACUCCAAUACUCGCAGCAAAUUCUCUGGAAAAACUUUCAUUUGGAUUUCAAUAUUUACGAAAAAAGCCAGAUAUAAGUAAAGCAAAAGUUAUAACGAAAGUUGGGCGGGACCAAACUUUUGAAUUAUGGCAGAGCGAUGUUCUGAAAGUUUCGAAGUGGCUUACUUAUUUUGAUGAGUUUCAGGAGCUUCCCCACCAACAGAAGAUGGACAUGCUCAAAGGAAUCUGGAUUAUAUGGAGUCGUCUAGAGAAGCUAGCUACUAUAGCUAUGACCAGACGAGAAAAAAUAUGUGAAGAAAAUCAAGUGUUCCUGGAUAUUGACGAUUGCCAAGUGGUUUUCGAAAUGGGAUCAUUAGAAAUUGAUUUAUCAUGGUGCUCAAAAUACACAUUUGAGCAAUUGAAGUUCUUCGGAAAGCCAAAAGUGGAGAUAAUCGAUGAAAUGAUCAGAACUAUGAUGAACCUUCAACCAUCAGAUGUGGAAUUGACAUACAUGUUAUGCCAACUAUGUCUUCAUCAUGUCGGAAGAAGAUAUCAGGGAGAGAUUCUAGAAGUAACAGACCGUCUUCAAGGAAUUCUAGCCGAUAAUCUACACGAAUACUAUUCGAAUCGCAUGGGAGUGCAAAACUAUUCACGGAGGAUUGCAAAUAUGAUGAAGAUCAAUAAUUGGGUUCGGCAAGGGAUCCAACAGAGACGUGCGAAAGUGGAAUUAAUAAACAUAUUUGAUGUGUUUUAUGUAGAGUAUUCGGAUCCGGAGAUGUUUGUGGAUUUUUAA